AUGUUGCCUUUGGAAGGACGCAGUCAGGCGAUCUUUGUCAUCACGACGAUAUUCUUGGGGUUCUCUUUCAUUGCGGUCUGCCUGCGAUGUUUCGUUCGACUUCGCCUUGUCAAGGCAUUUGGAUGGGAUGACGCGUUGAUGGUGUUUGCAAUGUUUCUGAACAUCCUAUUCGCCCUGGCUGGAAUCACCGGCGCCUUUUAUGGAAUGGGACAAAAGACCGAGCAUCUUAUUCAAACGGGCACGAUGGAAACCGCCAUGUUUUGGUGGUGGCUCGGCCAAACUAGCUAUGUCUGGGUCUGCGCAAUCGCAAAGAUCUCCAUCGCCGUCGCACUUCUGCGCCUUACCGUCGCCAAAGUACACGCCCUUAUCCUCUGGGUCAUUAUCAGCGUGACAUCGAUCGUCGGCUUGAUCUUCUUCUUCAUGCUGACCCUGCAAUGCCACCCAGUUUCCUAUUUCUGGCAGCGAGUUCGAGUGUAUUACCCCCCGCACACUCCUGUCCUCGGCUCUUGCAUGAGCCUCGACAGCAUUAUCGCUAUGGCCUGGGUCUAUAGUAUUGUCGCAACAUGCUGUGACUUGACUCUGGGGCUUUUGCCGUUAUUCCUCGUGUGGAAUUUGCAGAUGAAUUCGCGGACCAAGGCCGCCCUGGCUGGUAUUUUGGGCAUGGGUUGCGUUGCCAGCGCAGCCGUCAUCGUUCGCCUUCCCUUCUUGCACGACUAUAAGGAUCCCGAUUUUCUAUAUGCGACCACCCAAAUCUCCAUCUGGUCCAAUGUCGAAGCCUCCUUGGGUAUCGCCGCGGGCAGUCUCGUCACCCUCCGCCCACUCUUCCGCUGGUUUCGUGACUCCAGCUCCGCAGGCCACUCGCGGAGCAAGAGCAAGCGAACUGGAGGUAGCAUACCACUUUCUAGUGUGAACGCUGUUCGAUCCGAUUCCUCGGUACCCCAGUACUGGCGACCGGACGUAUAUCCGGAGGAUUCUCAGGCAGUUAUCACCACCAUUCACGCCUCGAAUCGAGGAAGUCGCACGAGCAGCCAGGAGGAUUUGAAUCCCAAUCAGGGGCAGGGGACGUUCUUCUCUGGAGUGAACGUGCAGAAGACUUUCUUCAUGUCAGAAAACGAGUCGCAGUAA
Messenger RNA from Penicillium samsonianum, 1125 nucleotides. RefSeq lists its product as uncharacterized. Lineage: Eukaryota; Fungi; Ascomycota; Eurotiomycetes; Eurotiales; Aspergillaceae. The record is from RefSeq and is a predicted model, not a curated record. The coding region runs from base 1 to 1125 and encodes 374 amino acids. The transcript has 5 exons.